AUGCCGCCGGUUACGGGCCGCCCCAUCGGACGCGCCCCCGCCCCGCAUCCCGUCAUACGCCGCACUCGCAGUUGGAGGGGCAUCAUGCAGGUGCGUUUUAAUGAUACCCGCGCUGACCGUAACCGGAUUCUCAAACAUGCGUUUCUAUGGGCACCAGUGCGUAUCUUUGGAAUAUGUUUCGUUACCACCACAAUGAUAUACUUCACCAUUGGUCACGACCGCUUUAUGCAUACGCUAUUUGGCUAUGAGUCGGAAAUGCACUAUGAGGCCCGUGUUAAUCCCGACGCCAGUAUCUUAAUUGGGGACACACUCUUAGACAAGGAUCGUGCUUGGAAAUCACCCCUUCGAAAUUUAGAGAAACCACUUCAUCCACGCCGUGAAUUCGACGUCCUGCGCGACCCCAAAUCGACAUAA
Trypanosoma brucei brucei TREU927 is the source of this 414-nucleotide messenger RNA. RefSeq lists its product as hypothetical. The coding region runs from base 1 to 414 and encodes 137 amino acids. NCBI's taxonomy places the organism in Eukaryota, Euglenozoa, Kinetoplastea, Trypanosomatida, Trypanosomatidae. The record is from RefSeq and is a predicted model, not a curated record. The transcript has a single exon.